AUCGAGUCGAGCUGACCGUAAAGGGACAAGAAGGUGCCGGAGAAUCAUGCAGCUGGAAAUCAGUAUGAGGUGUUUGAUCUUCGCGACGACAUUGACCGUUGCCUUUGCCACAUUCGGACAUGAACACGUUCACAUCAGAAUCCACGUACCGGAGAUAAUUCAACAUCAGGAAAAGAAAGUCAUAAAAUAUGAAGAUCAUGGAGGACACGAUCAUGGGGGGGGCGGAGGUGGAGGUGGUGGAGAUCAUACCAUAAUAGUUACUUCACCUGGAGCAAGCCAUGGAGGUGGACACGGAGGAGGUGGAUUUGGAGGUGGUUUCGGAGGAGGAGGUCAUGGAGGAGGUGGGUUCGGCGGUGGUUAUGGUGGAGGUGGCCACGGUGGUGGCAGUUUUGGCGGACAUAUCAGCUUUGGAGGAGGCGGUCAUGGGGGUGGCGGAGGAUUUGGAGGCGGCCAUGGUGAUGUCAUCAUAUCUGGAUCUGGAGGAGGCCACGGUGGUGGAUUCGACGAUCACCACGGUGGCGGAGGAUUUGGUGGAGGAGGUGGCUACGGUGGUAGUGGUGCAACGAUUAUUGAACACCAUGGUGGUGGAGGAUUUGGAGGAGGAGGAGGAGGAGGUCAUGGAGGCGGCGGUGGUGGAGCUGUCAUUGAACACCAUGGUGGUGGAGGAUUUGGAGGAGGUGCAGGUUAUGGAGGCGGCGGUGGUGGAGCUAUCAUCGAACAUCAUGGUGGUGGAGGAUUUGGAGCAGGUGGAGGUCAUGGAGGCGGCGGUGGUAUAGCUAUCAUUGAACACCACGGUGGUGGAGGAUUUGGAGGAGGUGGAGGUUAUGGUGGCGGCGGUGGUGGAGCUAUCAUCGAACACCAUGGUGGUGGAGGAUUUGGAGGAGGUGGUGGUGGUUUCGACGACCACCACGGUGGUGGAGGAGGAGGAGGAGGCGGUGGAUUCGGAGGAGGCGGUGGACUCGAUGACCACCACGGUGGAGGAGGAUUCGGAGGCGGAGGUGGUUAUGGAAGUAGUGGCGGUGGAUUUGAUGCACAUCAUGGAGGAGGAGGAGGUGGAGGAGGUGGUGGUGGAUUUGACGAUCAUCAUGGUGGCGGAGGGUUUGGAGGAGGAGGUGGAUUUGGUGGUGGCCAUGGAGGUGGCUAUGGAAGCAGUGGUGGUGGAGGAUUUAGUGGUAUCGAACACCAUGUCAUCAGUAAUAGCAUAUCUUCUGGCUUCGGUAGCAGUGGCCAUGGAGGUGGCGGCUAUGGUGGCGGUGGCGGCUAUGGUGGCGGUGGCGGUCACGGCGGUGGCUUCUCGGGAUACCACAAAAAGAAAUAAGUGCGAUCUUCGGACCAAUGUCGUGUUUCCGAUCGGUUAGUUUGACCGACUUCCGAGUUCGUAGCGGCCAAGUGGUCCCCCAGUCGCGCUCUCGUCACGCGAUCGUUACCAUCACGUGAUCCUCUAUCGCGAUCCAUCACAGCACUGCCAGUACACAUAACAGAACGCCAAUUCAGAACGAUCGUCCCGA
Messenger RNA from Eufriesea mexicana, 1508 nucleotides. Its product is annotated as glycine-rich cell wall structural protein 1.0. The coding region runs from base 47 to 1318 and encodes 423 amino acids. The transcript has 6 exons. The record is from RefSeq and is a predicted model, not a curated record. NCBI's taxonomy places the organism in Eukaryota, Metazoa, Arthropoda, Insecta, Hymenoptera, Apidae.